AUGGCUGCUCAGGAAGUGCAUCAACUGAACAUUGGUCCUCUUACGGCGCAUGCGUUUAACAAAGACAGAACACAGGUGGCAAUUUGUCCAAAUAAUAACGAAGUGCAAAUUUAUCAGAAAACUGGGAAUUCUUGGAAUCUCCUUCACUCUUUGUUUGAGCAUGACAAGCUUGUCACGUCUAUCGAUUGGGCUCCAGAAUCCAACCGAAUAGUUACUUGUUCGCAAGACCGCAAUGCCUACGUCUGGAACCUUGAUUCAAUUACCAACAAAUGGAAGCCUACUUUGGUUCUUCUCCGUAUAAACCGUGCAGCUACUUGUGUACGUUGGUCUCCCAACGAGGAUAAAUUUGCGGUUGCUUCAGGUGCACGUGCGAUUGCGAUCUGUUACUUUGAGGGAGAUAAUGACUGGUGGGUUAGUAAACAUCUGAAAAAGUCGAUCAGGAGUACCGUCUUGUGUUUAGAUUGGCAUCCCAAUAAUGUGCUUCUGGCAGCUGGGGGUGCUGACUUUAAGGCGCGAGUAUUUUCAGCGUUCAUCAAAGGCGUAGACAAAAAACCGCCUCCCACCGUUUGGGGUGACAAGUUGCCGUUCAAUACUAUUUGCGGAGAGUACAGCAAUGGAAGCGGUGGUUGGAUUCAUGGUGUUGCAUUCUCUCCUAGCGGAGACGCAUUGGCUCUUUGUGGUCAAGAUGCACAGGUAACGGUCAUCUAUCCUGGAAAGCACACCUCAGAGAUAAAACUUUCAGGACUGCCGCUUUUGAGUCUUGUUUGGGUGUCUGAGUCUAGAAUAGUAGCUGCUGGCUUCGACUGUACUCCUGUCUUACUAGAGGCUAAAGAUGGGCUGAACUGGCAGUUCUCAAAGGUAAUUGAUGCUGGAAAAAAGAAGACAGCGGGAGAAGCCACUGUGCUCAAUCGAUUUCGCCAGAUGGAUAAGCGAGGUAUCGCUCUGGAUAGCGAGAGUGGAAACGCGGAUUUAGCCACUGUUCAUCAAAACACGAUCACGUUGGUCCGCCGCUACGAUGAAUCGCAUGACCAUGUUUCAACGAGCGGGGUCGAUGGAAGAUUGAUUAUUUGGGGUAUAAAGCACACUUGA
This is a messenger RNA of Paraglomus brasilianum, 1089 nucleotides long. The record is from the annotation of a GenBank genome assembly. Lineage: Eukaryota; Fungi; Glomeromycota; Glomeromycetes; Paraglomerales; Paraglomeraceae.